GUUGGCAUUCCUGUGUUGGCGUGAUGGCAGGCAACCACAGGGGGGCUGGCACUGUACCCUGGGGCAGACGCACACCGGGGAUGCUUAUGUGACUUGGAGAUAAUGGAGUAAACGGGUGGUGCGUCCUGGGUCAUGUGUGGGGGAGGUGAGGUCAUGAGGAGGCCAGGGUUAGGGCGUCCCUCUCCCCACCUCAAGGGCUGACGGGUGACAGUGUGCAGGGUACGUGGUUCAGUGCCUGGUGGUGGUGUCCUGUGGUGCUUGGAGAGAUACAGGGAGGCAUGGUGUGGUGCUGUGCGAGGUGUGACAGCUUCUGCAGGUGACAGGGAUGUUAAUAUAAGGCUGUUUCUUACAUGUUCAAUUUAGUGUUGCUUCAUUAUGCUUGUUGUGAGUUUUCCUGUGUUACUAAAGUGCCUAUGGGUUAGUCUGUGUUGGAUUUUGAUGGUGUUCUGUAGUGUAGGAUAUGAUGACAGAAUGAAGCCAUAUCUCUCCUUCCUUGUCAUCACGUUUGCUAGGCUAGCGGAAAACGAUCAUGUUUAAUAGAGAAAAGCGAUGUGAGUUUUGUGUAGUAUCCAAUAAAAAAGAUAAAAAAAAUAAUUAGAGCUACUGCCAGACAAGACCCAUCCAGCUAGGGACCACAAGUCAACACUAGUGCCAAGCUGAUUGCCUGAAGACAUGUUGACAGGCGACACUAACUGUGACCUGUUGUGUGUUUGGUUAAUAUGCAGAAUAGCUGUGACUGAUAGACCUGUCUAAUUAUUUGGAGAUUGAUAGGUUAGACUGCAUACAUUAUUCAACAUUCAUAGCAAUUUCAAUGGACUGUGCUUUGGGUUAGGUUUUAUUAGGUGAGGCUGUUUUAGGUCAGUUUAGGUUAGGUCAGCCCAUCCUGGCUAGGAUGAAGGAGGAAUGGAAUUUUAUCUUUGAAGGAUAGUGUAAGUGUUUAUUUUUGAUAACUUUUCUGAGAUCUUUUAGUGAAAAGGAAUUUUUUUUUUUUUUUAAGUAAGGAAAUAUCUGUAUAUUUUUGGGGGGAGUCCGUUUCAUUAGUGUUGUCUUUUAUUUAUAAGGGAAAUUGACUAGUAUAAAUUAGUAAUUACAGUAAUAGAGUACUUAACUAUAUUGUGUAGAAAAAAAGGCCCAGUUUGGGGAUGCCCCAUUUCACUGGCAUUCUCUGGACAGUUCCCCAAAUCUUCAAUGCACCAUCUAACAAUCAACGAAUAUUCCUAAAAGGAUGGAGGGGCUGCCUUUGGAUGUGUCUCCUCUGGGGGAUGAAGGAGCCCAGAUGAUCACCUUAGUGGAGACAUCAGCUCUGGAGGAGGAGGGACACCAGCCACCCAAUGUGCAUAUCCUCACGGCACAUCAAUUGGAGAGAGCGAACGAGCAAGGUGGACACGAGGACAGGCAGCAGCCACACUCUCUCAGCCAUCAACUACAGGAGCAUGGCGAGCCUCUGCCUAGGCUGCAGCGGGACACAUCACAGUCCAGUCCUCACUGCUUGGUCUGCAACGCCAAGCUGGGAGUGUCAGCCCGAGGAGCCAUGGAAGUGUUUUCUGAAAAGGCAAAGACUUCCCAUAGACAGUUGCAAGUUCACGUGAUUCUGAGCACCAUUGUCAACCAGGAUGUGAGUGCUGUUGUGGCACACUCAAGUAUUGUUUGUAAAAAAUGCUUCAAGUUGAUUGAUGACAUUGAUUCUAUGGAAGGUCAACUUAUUAAUAUGAAGCAGGUGGUGACAAACAAAUACAUGAAGACACUGGCCCUGGUGAAGCAAGACUCAGGAGUGCCAGAGAAUGUGGACAGUGUGUUGGAAGAGGAUACCCUCAACCUAGAAGCCUCGUCCCUCACCAAGGAUGACAAGGACUUCAAAGUGUACAUGGGCUCAGGAACUGGAGGAGGAAAAGGUAAGCGGGGCCGCAGGGGUCGUUCAAGAGGUCGGCCACCAAGUGUUAAGUUGGAGGUGAAACAGGAGGAGUCUGUGGAAGUCAUUACUGGCCUGGCUGCCAGUGACAAUGUGGAGUCCCUCAAACACCAGAGUCUGCUGGGAUCAUCUGACAGUAAUGAUGGUCUUUCGGGAAGACUAGAGGGCAACUUAGAGGAAGAAGGUGGAACAGACAUGCUGAUGGUGGAGGAGGAGAUAUUGGAGGAUUCUGUUGUGGUAGAAACUGUAGAGGAUGUAAUGGAGGUGGAUGGCUUGGACCUGGAGGACACUGAGACCUGUGUGCAGAUCAGUAGCUUGACUUUGCCAUCCCUUGCUACACAUGAGCUGAAUGUGGAGCAGGAGGAGCAGGGCCUCAAUCCCGACCAUCACCUGCUGGAGGAUGGUGCAGAGAAGUACAAGUGUCGCUUCUGCUCCCUUAAGAUGUCAGUGCUUGCAGACAUCCAGACACACAUGCGGGAGAUGCAUCCUGAGCGCCUGUAUGAGUGUGAGGUAUGCAAGGAGAGGCUCACCACAAAGGCAGAUUUAUUGUGUCACUUAGAACAACACAUAGCAUCUGGGGAGAAGCCGUAUGUCUGCACAAUGUGUCCACGUAAGUAUGCUCUCCCUAGACAGCUGAAGGAGCACAUCAGGCACCACAUGAACAAGACCUUUGGCUGCACGCACUGUUCAAAGCGCUUCCGGUCAGAGGCAGCGUUGCAGGAGCAUUUCAACGUUCACACAGGCAAUCGUCCAUAUGCUUGUGACCAAUGCUGCAAAAAGUUCACUUCAAAGCACAUUCUCAAGACACACAUGAAAACCCAUGGUGUUCGUCAGAGGCCCCACCAAUGCAGAACUUGUGGUAAGAAUUUCCUUACCUCUCACCAUUUAACAGAUCAUCUAAAUGUCCAUGAAGGUAAGAAAAAUUACAUAUGUGAAACAUGUGGAAAAGCUUUUGCCACCCAAAGAAGUCUAGAUCUACAUGCCAUCACUCAUUCAGGAGUGAGAAACUUUUCUUGUUCAAUAUGCCACAAACGCUUUGCUAGAAAAGGUGAAGUGGAGGACCAUGAAAGGACUCAUACUGGUGAGAAACCAUUCCAGUGUGAAAUCUGUGGCUCCACUUUCAGUCAGAGGAGCAAUCUUCAGUCCCAUAAGAGAACCACUCAUUAUCAGGAAAAAAGAUAUCAGUGCAAUCAGUGUCACAAGGCUUUCAAAAGGAAGAGGCUACUAAUGUACCAUGUGAUGAGUGUGCACACAGGCGAGCGGCCACACAAGUGUAAGCAGUGCAACGCUGGCUUUGUGUAUCCUGAACACUAUAAAAAACAUCUCAGGAUACAUACUGGGGAGAAACCAUUUAAAUGUGAUAUAUGUGGAAAAACUUUCAAUUCAAGGGACAAUCGCAAUGCACAUAAAUUCAUACAUUCGGAUAAAAAACCAUACGAGUGUAUGCUCUGUGGUAUGGGAUUUAUGCGAAAACCCAUGCUGGCUUCCCACUUGCAACAGCAUGGCCACACAGAUAACCUAGAAAACUACAUUAAGGUCAAUCCCCCCACAGUAGUAGCUGCUGAGGGAGGCAAAGGGGAAGGGGGAACAAGUCCAGGUACUACUGUCCGUACCAUGAAGUUAGACGAGGACCAGAGUCUUGAGCCAAGCUUGGAUGGAUCAGUGCAGCUGGUGCGGGGUGGGGUGAGGGACGGAGAAACUGUGGAGGUGGUGUCCAGACCGGUCCACAUAAUAGAAGCGGAUGAUUUGCCUCGGUACAUUAUUCACACUACUGGUGGUGGGGAGCGGACAGAGGAAGGUGUGGGCCAUUUCUUUGCCUCUCUGCAGGGACAGGUGGUAGAGGUACGGGCAGAAGACCUUGAAAGGUAUACAGACCUCACCCCUGACCAAAUGACACAGGUUGCACAAGUUGCUGCUCAGGUAGUGACAGGUCAGCCAGCCACCAGUGGAAUACAGCAAGUGUCUGUGUCAAGUGAUCUCCGCCCAUUCAACAUUCAGCUGGAGCCAGCCACCAGGGAGGUCACAUUGCAGACUCAACCAAGUAGCUCACGGGAGGUGUCGGCCUCCAUUGGAGUUGCUACAGGUACUGUCACUACCCGGGAUGUGACCCUUCCCACCAUCAGCCAUGUGCAGGGAGGCAGUGGGGCAGCUGUUCUGGUGGGAGGUAGACAAGUGAAUUAUGAACCUGGAGGCCUAGGACAAGGGACCUUAAGAAAAGUGCUGACAGACAGAGAGGAGCUGCGCACAAUAUCUGUCCACAAUAUGGGACAAUCUGACACACGCAGUGUUCGCCACUGGCAGCAGCAACCUGUUACCACGCCUGCAAACAACUUCAUUGGGGAUUAAGGUUUGAAGUUAUUCCUUUCUAUUUUUUAAUAAGUAGUUAGUGGUAUUAUGAAUCAUUACUUAGGAAGUUGUUUGUUGAAGCUACAAAAAUUGAGAUAUUUUUGAAACAUUGAUAAAUUAAUUGUUGAAGUUUCAGAAAAGUGUUCCAUACUGUUAUAAGAAAGUUUUGUACAUUUAAAGUUUAGCUUCACAUUCCCUUGAUAUUUAGAUGGAAAAACUAUUUUUACAUUAUUUUUGUGGAAUGAAUGUAGAAAGAUUACACUUAUGCAUGCAUAACUGGCCUUGAUAUUAGCAGUGAUUCAUUGGGGUGAGGAUAUUUUUGUACAAUUAAUUACCCAUCCACCCCAUUGACCAUUAUAUGCCACCAUUAGAGGUGGCGAUUGUAUUAAAAUGAAAACAAACAAAUAACAAUUGUGAAAUUUACCACAGAACAGUAACUCGUCUGUUUGUGCUUCCAUUUUAGUUGUGAACUGCAAGGAGCCUGUGGCAAAACCAACACAUUUCUUAAGGAAAAAAGUAUACAUGUUAAGACAGUUCAUAGUUUUGUCUUAACAUAUGUACUUUUAAGAAUUAUAGGAUGCUUCCUUUUUAGUCAUGGUUCUUAGUUAUCUGAAUUUUUUUCACCUUGAUUUCUUGAAAUUUUGCCUAAUUAUGUGAAUAACAAACCUAAACCUAAGAAACUGUGCCUCAUCCCUUAGUGUUUCACCAAAGACAGGUUACUGAGAUGUGCAAUAACUCAAAAUUCUGGUCAGUACUUUGAUGGGCCAGUGUUUGAAGACGCUCAAUAUCAGGGCCUGAUAUAGCAUAUGGUUAGUGAGAUUUUUUGAGCCAAAUAGUCAAUUCACUUUGGGAAAUUUAUUUGUCAUCCACUGCAAGAUUUGACUACUUGGUACUCUUAAGGGAUUGUAGACAUCUGCUUACAGAAUCUCUGCAUUUUGUAAAUAUAUGUAAUCAGUGAUACUAAGAAUGUAUGAUAAAAAUGGAACUAUAAUCAAGAUAAUAAUUGAGUAAAGAUUUUCCUUGAAGUAUGAAAAGAAAGUGUCACACUAUAGUGAUGGAUUCAGUGAACAUUGAGCCACACAUUCAGUCCAUUGGAAUUCAUUGGUGUUGGCACAUUUAGUCUGUAUUGCAAUAAAUCACUUCUGAUUUUACUUUCUUGCCCUGCAAAUAGAGGGAGAUGGCUUUAGUACUGCAGAUUUCUGGUUUGGCUAUGUAACGCAUCCAGUGAAAUUUAAUAAAAACAGUGGAAUCUUCCAUUUCUAGUUAAGAAAUCUUGUAAGAUGAACACUAGUACAUACUCACAGAAAACUUGACAGUUUAUAUCUGUUGGGUAUGACAGAAGGGAAAACUUUUGAAAGUAGUGACAGACAUUGUGGGCAACAUUUCUCACCAUAAUAAGUGUGGCAUUGAAUUACUCUGCCAUCAAAUGCCAUCAAAUAACAUGUUUCCUCUCUAUUGUUGCAACUCAUGUACUUUAUUUACAAUUUACCCCAUUUCUUAUUUUUGUUCAUACCUCAACAUGCACUGUUAGAACAAGACAAAAUUAAUAUUGCUCUACAUUCCCUUGCUGUGAAGUCAGUAUAUAUCACAUUUUGACCUUUCAACAAUGUCAGUAUCACUUACAUUUUUCAACAUUUAUAUAAUUUUGUGUGAUGUAAUUGUUUUGGAGACAUUUGAAUGGUGGACAAUGAAAAAUUAAAAGUUUAUGCCUUUCAUAUUGAUGCAAAUGAACAAGGGAGUAUUCUCAUAUUCCUCAUUUGUAUGUGCAUUAUUAACAAACCUUCAUUUUGACAUUUGUGGAAUCCACAAGAUUUGAUCAGCAUUGUCACAGUAAAGAAAGACCCAGUACAGAAAAUUACUCAAGGAUUUUAUCAUUCCAUAGUAACUUUUUUACAGCUGAUAUUAAUGUUGUACAUAUGUAUGAAGAGUGAAAGUACACUGUAUAUGAAUAUGAAUAGCUUAAUUA
This is a messenger RNA of Portunus trituberculatus (swimming crab), 6221 nucleotides long. RefSeq lists its product as uncharacterized. Bases 1226 to 4255 code for a protein of 1009 amino acids. Gene Ontology annotation, molecular function: DNA-binding transcription activator activity, RNA polymerase II-specific; RNA polymerase II cis-regulatory region sequence-specific DNA binding. NCBI's taxonomy places the organism in Eukaryota, Metazoa, Arthropoda, Malacostraca, Decapoda, Portunidae. Gene Ontology annotation, cellular component: nucleus. The transcript is spliced from 9 exons. The record is from RefSeq and is a predicted model, not a curated record. Gene Ontology annotation, biological process: regulation of transcription by RNA polymerase II.